Molecule: messenger RNA, 5181 nt
Organism: Tinamus guttatus (white-throated tinamou)
Lineage: Eukaryota; Metazoa; Chordata; Aves; Tinamiformes; Tinamidae
Source: RefSeq, a predicted model, not a curated record
AAAUUGGCCCUGCCUCUGUGAUGGUGGGGAACUUGGUCUCUGGAAAAAGAAUCGCACAGGCCAGUGGUAGAGACUUGGGGCAGAUAGAAGAUAACGAUCAAGCCAGAAAGUUCCUCUUUCUCUCAGAAGUUUUACAGUGGAGAGCGCAGACCACUCCUGACCAUGUACUUUACACUCUACUCAACUGCAGGGGAACAAUAGCCAACUCACUAACGUGUGUCCAGCUGCAUAAACGGGCCGAGAAGAUCGCUGUCAUGUUGAUGGAAAGGGGGCAUUUACAAGACGGAGACCACGUGGCUUUGGUUUACCCACCAGGAAUAGACCUGAUUGCGGCAUUCUAUGGUUGCCUGUAUGCGGGCUGUGUGCCAAUAACAGUUCGACCUCCGCAUCCCCAGAACAUAGCGACGACGUUGCCUACAGUGAAGAUGAUUGUGGAGGUGAGUCGCUCUGCCUGCUUAAUGACUACACAAUUAAUAUGUAAAUUGUUACGGUCGCGAGAGGCGGCAGCAGCAGUUGAUGUCAGAACGUGGCCUCCAGUUCUAGAUACAGACGAUUUGCCAAAGAAGCGGCCUGCACAGAUCUACAAACCUUCUAACCCUGAGACGCUUGCUUACCUUGACUUCAGUGUCUCCACAACUGGAAUGCUAGCAGGGGUAAAGAUGUCUCACGCAGCCACUAGUGCCUUUUGCCGUUCUAUUAAGCUGCAGUGCGAGCUCUAUCCCUCCCGAGAAGUUGCUAUCUGCUUGGACCCCUACUGCGGCCUCGGCUUUGUCCUCUGGUGCCUCUGCAGCGUUUAUUCAGGACACCAGUCUAUUUUGAUUCCUCCCUCAGAACUGGAGACCAAUCCUGCUCUGUGGCUCCUGGCCGUGAGUCAGUACAAAGUGAGAGACACUUUUUGCUCCUACUCGGUCAUGGAGCUUUGUACUAAGGGCCUCGGUUCGCAAACGGAGUCGCUGAAGGCAAGGGGACUGGACCUUUCACGUGUACGGACAUGUGUAGUAGUGGCUGAAGAACGACCCCGAAUAGCUCUUACUCAGUCAUUUUCAAAGUUAUUUAAAGACCUUGGGCUCCAUCCACGGGCUGUCAGCACAUCACUCGGCUGUAGAGUUAACCUGGCUAUAUGCUUGCAGGGAACGUCUGGACCGGACCCAACCACAGUGUAUGUUGAUAUGAGGGCGCUGAGGCACGACAGAGUUCGUUUAGUAGAAAGAGGAUCUCCACAUAGUUUGCCCCUAAUGGAGUCAGGAAAAAUCCUCCCAGGAGUACGUAUCAUUAUUGCUAAUCCAGAAACCAAGGGACCCUUAGGAGAUUCUCACCUUGGUGAGAUAUGGGUUCACAGCACUCACAACGCCAGUGGGUAUUUUACCAUAUAUGGAGAUGAAUCUUUGCAAUCGGAUCAUUUUAAUUCAAGACUCAGCUUUGGAGACACACAGACUAUUUGGGCUCGAACUGGCUAUCUGGGCUUCCUGAGGAGAACAGAACUUACAGAUGCAAAUGGAGAACGCCAUGAUGCACUUUAUGUUGUGGGUGCAUUAGACGAAGCCAUGGAGUUACGAGGGAUGAGAUAUCAUCCAAUCGAUAUUGAGACCUCUGUAAUUAGAGCACACAAGAGCAUCACAGAAUGUGCGGUGUUUACCUGGACAAAUCUCUUGGUUGUUGUAGUUGAGCUGGAUGGAUCGGAGCAAGAAGCCUUGGACCUGGUUCCGUUGGUCACCAAUGUGGUCCUUGAGGAACAUUAUCUGAUUGUAGGGGUGGUGGUGGUUGUGGACAUUGGUGUAAUUCCUAUCAACUCCCGUGGAGAGAAACAACGUAUGCACCUACGAGACGGAUUUUUGGCAGACCAGCUAGAUCCCAUCUAUGUGGCCUACAACAUGUAGUCUUGUACCUUAAAGCUUCCAUGGACUUUACUAUAGAUGUAUAAAUUUUUUUGGUGUCCACUAAAAAAAGUGCAGAUAAGAUGCUGACUUUCAUCAAAAUGGAACUGUUUCUAUUAUGAAUUUUCAAAGCAGUCACGAUUGGCAGGAAAUAAAAUGUGAAGUGUUUUAUUUUACCACUAAAUUUUAGAACAGAAGGACUAUGGUGUAAGGCCCUUCAGUUUGUUGGAAAAGCCCAUUUUAAACUUUUUUUUUAUUUUUUGCUUAUUGGACAUUACUGCUUUCUGAGUAAAUGUGGCUUUGUAUUUUAUGUUAAGUAAGUAAGCUGAAGUAGAUUUUUUUUUAUUCUGCCCUCCAAAUGGAUUCCUUUUAAACAAUUUGCAUACUAAUACAAAGACUUGUUUUGUUCAUUUGUUUUAAUAUGUCAUAAAAAAAGCUGAUGAAUGCAGAUCCGUUACUAAUUUAAGCCAUUUUAGAUUCCCACCUGUUAGGAACCUGCGUAGUGGUACGAGGAGAAUACCCAAAGUAGCACCUUCCAAUUAGAACUCUAGCAGCUUUCUGUCGGAGAUGCUGAAAGCACAAAGGCCAAAGAGCCUUUGCAGUUGGCGUUAAAAUGGAAGAAAUUUAUAAAUAAGGUGUAUUUCGGCAAUGAACUUGCAAAUAUCUUUGUACUAAACUAAAAAGAUAAAAUAAGUUAACUACUUCUUCUGUAAUUAUGUACAAAACGUUUAAUUUAUUUUGAUCUCUUUAGAAGUAUAAAAGAGAAAAAGCAUUCAAGAAUAUUAAACUCUUGAAAUGUUUGCUAAUAUAAAAACAAAGUGUUGUAUUAUCUUGAGUGGAUAGUAUCACAUCAAAUAUAUAUAUAUGAAAUAUAAAUUCACUAAUGACAAAAGAUUUUAAAGUUUAAAAUGCAGUACUUGUCACUUGCAUGGUGUCUCCCACUGUAGAUAAUCAAAUGUUACUCACAAAUUUUUUGAAAAGAAAGAAAAAGCAAUCCUGGAUUGCAAAGUAUCCCUGUCUAAAAGAAUCCUCUAGAUACCAGCAAGUGGAAUUAUUGCUGCCUUUAAGGCAGUUGAUGAAUUUAAAACUAAAAAAAAAAUGCACUAAAGUAAUUUUUUUUUCUUUUGCCAUGGAGGCAACAAUAAAUAUUCGUGCUGGCAUGUGCAUACACUUGUUAGACUUAGAAAAGGCAGGUUGAGGAAUAGCACUGUUGUCUAGCUGCAGAACUUUGUUGCACAAUUUUUCAUUGUUUUAGUUGGUGUUUUUAUUGCUAUAAGGAAGAGUUUGGGGGUUAUUUGCACAGAGUUAUCCGUUUGCCUCUCAGCUAGAGCACGUAGCUUGGUGGCCAGUGCAUCCAGUUUACAUUUACAGGGAACGAUCGUUCCGAAGGUCUUUAAUUUAUUCCUUACCAGGGAGGAGCGAGCAGUCACUACACCGGAGUUGGCACAAACUGAGCAUCUGCUAACUAGUCCCUAAACCAAUUAAUAAAAAAAAACAGAGGAACUGAACGGCCUGUUUUAAAGAACGGAGUCCCGUGGUCUCCCAUCCAAGGUCACCAGUGGGAGAAGAGUAGGAAAACAUGCAUCACAGCUGCCUUCAUUUUACUACCUUUGGAUAAAGAGGGGUUUGAUUUCCCAGUUCUGUCGUCUUCCCUGCAGCCCUUUCUCUUUUAACCUUUCUGGUUCCUUCAUGUGGUUUUAACCGAAUUGACCGAUUUGUGAGCAAGAGUGGGAUUUACCAGCUGCAGUCCAAGAAUGCUUUUCUUCGUGUCCAAAAUACCUUCCUGUGCUGGCUCUCAUACGGGGUAUGCAUGACUAAGAUCGUGGCAGGGCAAGUGUAAUCAUGUUCUUUGCACGUCCAAGGGACGUAUCUUGUCUGUACAACAAAUGGACCCCUGCUAAUGAUAGUUUUGUUUGGCUUCUGAGUCUCAAUGCUGGUUGUUUGAAAUCUUUUUAAGAGGUAGGGACAUUUUAGUCUGCAUGUACAGUACAGAGCAUCUUACCACAUCAGCCUUGUUUUAUUUCAGACCAUCCUUUCCAGCUCCACUGUCCUGUGAAUAUCCCUGUUCAUGCUCUGAAGACCAACCCUAUAGUUUAUCAUCGGAUUCAUUUUCUGCUCCCUAAAAAGAGUAAAAUCUGUUCUUAAUAGUGAAUUGUUGCAAGGUUUCAGACAAGAUGUUGAUUGAUUACAAACAUAAUUGCAGUGUGUGAACUAACUUGUGAAGUCCUGCUAUCGCUGAUCUCAGUACCAAAUUCAGCUGUCAUUUAAGGCAUCACUUUAACCUUCACGAAGUCAACUUUGCAUUUGUAGAGAAAAUCAGACCUGCAAUGCAGUUGUGAAACGCAGUUAGUAACAGCUCUCUUCUGCAACCUGUCAUCCGUGGUUGUUAAAUUCUGAGUUAAGAGAAAUGAUAAACUGAGUUUCUGGUUUUGUUGUGCAAGCAAAAGGAAAGAAACAUUUAAGCACCAUCAGACUGAGCAAUAAAGAAGGAUUGUUCUGUAUUAGAAAUCGUACUGUAGAUAAACCAUUCAUGAGAAUGUAUAAAAUGUUUGUCUUGUGACCUUGUGCUUUUGAAGUCAGACAAAACCAUGUAAUCAACUCGAUGCACAUGCACAAAAAAGAGGGUACACAAUGAACAUUUAAACACAAAACUAAUCAAACAGGAGCAGAUUCCUCAUGGUGCUUGUUUAUUAUAUAUAUUUAAUCCUGCUUGACACUUUACCCGAGGGAAGACUGUCCCUUUUAUCAGUUGAAUGUUAGCAGCGUUAUUUCAUAGAGUGUGGUGACUGGUUAGAGAAAUUCAUGUAACUCAGCCAAUCACAGUUUCAAACAAAAAUUUUUAUGUGCAAAGGACAGCAACCUUCUUGUAUGUUAAACCACCAGUACGCUUUGUACAUCUGUGAUAACGCCUGUUUUAUAUUCAAAUGAACAAAUAAAAGCUUUUAUUUUUGUUGCUCUGAAAAUAUUGGUUUCUUAAUUAGUCAUCUGAAAAUGAGCUUCCGAGAGCUGCAUGAGCUCUGUGGAGGAACGCUGACAGCUAUACUGUAAUUUUAUUUUGUUUACCUCUCUUGUUGCAUAAUUUAUUAGUACGAAUCAUGAUACUUUUAACAAUGUUUAAAUACUGGUGUGGGCAUUUAUUGCUGAAAGACUUUCAUAUGGCAACAAAUGUUUUUUGUGAAAUGUUUUUUUAAUUCUUUUUAAUAUAUUCAAAUAUACUGUUCACAUUUUUGCUGAAAGUGUAAAGAUUAUUGUAAGCUUGGUAACAUUUUGUGAGAAGCAAUAACAAGCAUUAGUACUGUAAAACUCC